AUGGCCGAGUACAUCAUUCAGGCUCAGAUAGCACCGCCCCCGUUUCCUCUUUCACGGGCAUCGGUGUACAUCGCGGAGAACCCGACGGACAGUUACGUCCUGCGGCGCGACUUGGAACUUGAGUCGAUGCACAUUGCCAUCGCUGGGCAGGACAUCGGCAGCUGCACGAUUCGUCGCAGAUAUGGCCAAGUCAAGUAUCCCCAUAGUGCGGACUACCAAACGGCAACUCCGAUCGAUCUGACGGGUUACUGGGUCCAGAUUGUGAGCAUGACCCCGACUGGGGCCGUGCUUACAUUCAUCGGCCGCAUCUAUGACACUCCGCAAACCAUCUUCUCAGAUGGCGGUAUUGCUGGCGUGCAGCGAUUCGUGGCCUACGAACCUGCCUACCUGCUGAACAGGAUAUCGAUCAGUGAUUCCUACUUUCAAAAAGAAGAGAGAGCAAUCCGCGUAGGCUGGGGGCCAGGCUUCAACGACCGAGCCGGCCGCGGUUGGGUGAUUGGAAACCGAUCGCCGAAUGAGAUCGACGGCAGCUACGUCUUCGUAGGCGUCAAUGAAUUUGAGCCAGCUAACGAAGAGCGAAUCUGGACGCGACUGAACAUGGCUGAGUACAUCGUGCAGAAGUUCGUCGAUGAGACAGAAUCAAACGGAUUGAAGUGGCAGAUAACCGGGCAAACAGACAUGCUCGACAUGAUCAAGGACAACGUGCCCAACAACCCGGGCACUGCCUAUGAGCGACUGCAGCAGAUAAUCAAUCCCAGUAUCGGAAUGGACUGGAAAGUUGAACCCAAGACGGCGGGCGACUUUGAAGUAGGGGCAGGCUAUCCGAUUGAAGGGUUCGAUAUUGAAGUGUUCUCGCUUCUUGCAGAGGACGUGACGUUUGCCGGAGUGACGAUUCCCAAGAACGAAGACACGAUCAAGCUUAACCCAGCGGGCUCCAAGACGAUUCAAGAGAUGAGAAUCGAGCGCUCGGCGAGCCAUACCUACAACCAGAUCCGCGUCAUUGGCAACCGAAUGGUCAUAUGUGCCUCGCUCGAUGCUGGAACCAGCGACUUAGAAGAGCGAUGGGGGGCGGACCUGGAGAGCGAUUAUAUCGCCGGUGACCCUGACGAUCCUGGGGCACCAAACGCCGACCAUGAUAUCUGGAGGCAGCAGGAAAAGUUCCGCAAUGUCUUCCAGCUUUAUGGUGCCCCUCGAAUUGAUUGGGGCCAAGACUCAUUCUUCCCGAAGCUAAACGAUGAAGGGGAGAUCGACCUUGGGGCAGGGCGGGCCGACGCUCAGCACCUGGUUCGAUCGACGCUUUCGUUCCUUCCACUGCAAGAGGGCGUUGACUACAAGGCAGAGCCGCUGGAAGACUUCGGCGAUGAUGUUGCGGAUCCCGACUUCCUGCCACCGGCCGUUUACCUCUACGACUUGGAGGAAGAGCGGUACAUUGCGGCCGAGCACGCUGGCAUUCAUGUUCACGUGUUGCAAAACGACCUCGGUGUUUGGCUACAAGCAGAUCCCAAUCACAUUCUCGAUGGUGACACGACGGUCUCGAACAGCGAGCUCCAAGAGGGCCGGUACGAUUCGGCCCAGAUGGUUUGCACGCUCGCUUGGGAGAGCGACCAGCGGUUUGAGAUGCGGAGUUAUCUCGAGGGAUCGUAUGCAGACAAUGAUGACCCGCCUUCAGAGGGUGUGCUGCAUAUCGAGGUCCCCGGGGCAGAGCUGUGGUAUGUCGCUCCUGAAACAGUGCUUCGAGUCGACAAUGACGGCACGUUGGUGAAGACGGGAAGCGAACCGCUGAUUCUUCGCAAUGAUGCCGACAGACUUGCCCUGGCGAUGGCGGGUGCGAUCGCUCGGUACCAAAGCGAACGCGGCCGAGCGAGCAUUGAAAUCAAGGGCUGGAUUGCCCAGCGCUUGUAUCUUGGGAAAAUCCUCACCUUCAUCAAUGCUGGCGACGAGGCACAGGCAAUCAACGGGCCUGUUACGUCGAUUCACUGGCAAGUGCCCGAGUCGAAGUCGACCCGGAAUGCACCGCAGCCGUUGAGCCCCAGCGUGACCCUCAAGGUGCUCAGCCAGUUCGCCAUCAUUGGCACGCUGUACGAGGACUUGCUUUCGGAUGAUGAAGCAAUCUGCAACGUCUACAAGGGCGACAGUGGAUCUGAAGCCGAUAGCGGUACUACGGUCAAGGUGUCUGGAUGGUUGAUCGAGAGCGACAAGAUGUUGGCCAGUGGCACACGGGUGUUGGCAGUGCGAGUCAACAAGGUCCGAGUUGAUACCGUCGCUCGCCACUUCGGUUUUGGCCCGGCAUUCACGGAGCGAGCGCUUUACGGGUUGGGAUUUGCUUUCAAUAUGGGGUUGGCCUGCUGCUGUGAGGAGAGCCCAGGAAGCUCGGAUAGCGGCAGCGGAUCAAGCGAAGGAUUGAUUGAAUGCGGGGUUACUUGUGCAGGCGAAGGCCUCAACGCUCCGCACUGGUGGGACAUCACAAUCAGUGGACUGGUCGAUGAACAGUGCGACGACUGCGAUACUUACAACAGCACGUUCAGGGUUGAGCACAAUCCGUCAUUCUCGGUGAAUCGAUGUGCUUGGACGUUAUUCAUUCCCGAGGGAUGUGCUAUCUGUCGCCCGGUCUUUCCCGAGGUCGAUCCCAAAGGGGCGAAUCUGAUCUUUCUGGAACUAUUUGGAGACGCGAGCCCCACGGUCUGGAUCCAUGUUUGCCAUUUCAAUGUAGGAGCAAGCGGAGAUGAUCUCCUAUGCAAUCCAUCUUAUUGGGAGAUCAACUUUCGAGAGGUGUUUGCUGAGAAGCCAAACUGCUUGGAGCUGGUCGAUCAUCUUGUGGAUGACAGUUCGCCAAGUCAAACACGGUGUCCCAACUUCUUCACGCCACCGUUCGGCUUAGUAGACGCCUGCGAUGCCAAUUCAGUAAGCGGCCCGGCCGAGUGCCGAAUUACGGCGGUCACUGCGAAGUGUCGGCAGGUCAAUCUUAAUGAGCGACCACAGCAACAGCAGAAGUGCAAAAGCUGCGCACAGCGAGAAGAAAGCAUCAAUGAUCGUUGGCCCGGGGCGGGCACCGCAGUCGCCAACCUAGCCGAUAGGGUAGCGAAGAAUCUUCGUUACGGCGAGUGGAACAUCCUGCUGGAGUUCUCGCACGGUUUAGGUGACGACGUUCAAUUCUGCACCGUGAUUCGGCACCUGGCUCGGCUUCAUCCGGAGUUCAAGCUCGACGUAGUUGGUCAGGAGCGAUCGCACGAUAUGUUCAAGCUGGCAGGGGCUCGCUACUGCUACAGCAGUCGCUCCGAGGUCCUGGGACAGUACAACCACGAUCUCCGAAUUGCGGUAGCCGAUCCGGUGGGUGGCUCGCGUGAGCAUCCUAUGACGAAAGCGGAGAUGAUCCUCGAGCGCUAUUUCAACAUCAAGCCGCGGCCGCACUUGGCUGGUUACUAUGUUUCUUGGCGGUGGAGACAUUCGCGAGCAGUGCGUCGCUGGUUGAAGUCGAUCGAUGUGAAGCCGAAGGAAUUCGUUCUGAUGCACUAUCAGGGGGACUCGGCGAAGAGCAGAAAGAACAUGUGGCCAGAGAUCGCCGAAGGAUGUGUUCGCCGAAUCUUGGCGACCGGUUAUCGUGUUCUGAUAUUUGAUUACGGCCGUCGUUCGCCCCUGGUUGAUGACGAGAAUGUGAUUCGGGUCGACAUACCGCUUGAUCCCUCAUUCACGGCGGCGCUGGCAAGUCUCUCGCGACUGAAUUUAGGAAUAGACUCUGGACCUGGUCACGUCUUCGGCAGUCGAUUAGUCAAGACUCCUGCUGUGAUCUACUGGCGGAAGCAUCACCCGUACCAGUUUUAUCAACCAGCCGAUCAGGUGUUGCACUUACUGCCCAGGAACCAUUGGCACUUCAUUCGAGGUGAUGAAGUCGACAGGAAACAAGCACUUAACUACUUCCACCGGCAUUAUCGUUCUCACCCGGUGGCUGGGCGGCCGCAGAAGGAGAUUCCAGAGGUCAUAGUGGAGCAGUUGACCACAAUGUGA
Messenger RNA from Cladocopium goreaui, 4002 nucleotides. Lineage: Eukaryota; Dinophyceae; Suessiales; Symbiodiniaceae. The record is from the annotation of a GenBank genome assembly.